UCUGCAAUUUUGACAAGUGUCAUGGCAGUCAAUGGAGAGACUGUUCUUGUCGAGCAGAAAAUCUCUCGGUUGAGCAUCACCUCGGAAUCGGGCAGCAUGAAGAUCGAGGCCGAAAGCGAGCUCAGCAUCGAGGACAAGCACUGCGCCCAAAAGUGGGGCUUCAAAGUCAAGGACUUGUACAAACUGGCGCUCAGAUUCUACAAGGAGAAAGAAGGAAAAGCUGUGCACCUCUCGUACGACGACAAGUUGAAACUGGUGGCGUACACGCAGCAAGUGGUGCACGGACCUUUUAAAGCGGAGAAUUUGCCGCCGCUGGGAGUUUUCGACGUGAUUGGCAGAGACAGGAGAGUGGCCUGGCAGGCGCUGGGGAACAUGUCGCAGGGAGACUCGAUGUUGGCGUUCAUCAAUCGGCUCGAGGAACUGUGCCCCCUUUUCGACUCGUUCGUCGAGGCCAACAAACGCGACUUGGAGGAAAAGGAGAGGCGACUAUUGGAAGUGAAAGAGCGAGAAAUCGUGGAGGCCGAGCAAAAAGCGCUGGAGGAGGAAAUGCUGAAGCAACAGCAGGAGGAGCAGGCGAGACAAGAAUUUCAAAGGCGGCAAAUCCAGGACGCUUUGAACCAGCAAACCUUCCAGCAGUUCAAGGCGUACGCCGAGCAGCAGUACCCGGACAACCCUGACCAGCAAGCGGUGCUGAUAAGACAACUGCAAGACCAGCACUACCACCAGUACAUGCAGCAGCUGCUGCAGCGACCGGCCACGAUGCCCAACAACCGGACGGCGCUGGCCGACGACGACGUGCAAAACGAGAAAACGCAGCUACUGACCAACGGAGCCAAUCUCGAUGCCGACGAGAGUGAAGAUUCCCAAGCAGAGUACUCACCCAUCUCGGCGGCAAACAUGUGGACAAGGAAGGAUAUUAGAGAAUUCAAAGAUGCGAUCAGGAGGGAAGGUGGAGAUUCUAUAAUCAAAGUUGGACAUGGCGAGACAGUCACUGUGAGAGUUCCGACCCAUGAGGACGGCACAUGUUUAUUCUGGGAAUUCGCCACGGACAGUUACGACCUCGGCUUUGGCGUCUUCUUUGAGUGGAGCAAACCAGAAAGCAGCCAAGUUUCAGUGCACAUAUCCGAGAGCGAGGAUGACGAGGAGGAUGAAGAGGACGAAGAAGACGAUGAAGAGACCCUUGGCGACGACCUGGAGAGAGGCAGCGGCCAAGAGGGUCAACCCGGUGGACGCAACCUGGUCGCUCGGCCGCCCAUGUCGAUCGUGGUCCCUGUCUAUCGACGUGACUGCCAGGAGGAGGUUUACGCCGGCAGCCACACCUACCCCGGUGCAGGCGUCUACCUGCUCAAGUUCGACAACUCGUACAGUUUGUGGCGCUCGAAAACGCUCUACUACCGCGUCUACUACACCAGAUGAUCCAAGUACGAGUUUGCCAAAAGUACUUAAAGCGGUACUCAAGAAAUGGCACUAAAAAUUUGCAUUUCCCCUACAAUUAAACAACUCAGUUCUUCACCAAAUGUAAAAUAUAGAGAGAUUUUAAUUAAUAUAAUUUAUUUUGAUAGUAACACAAAAAGUCAUUGAAUAAGAGCUUAUGUUUGAGUAUUUUUGAGCGAUUGGACCUUUUUUAUGUUUGCCUUUGACAGUUUGUUUUGAUAGACGUGAUGUCUAUUAUAUAUUCUAUGUAAUGUGUUCAGUUGAGUUUUUGUUUGAUCUCUGGAGAAAAAUUGCCUAUCCAAUCAAUGUACAUCUUCCCGAUGAGAAUAUUCUCGGCGUCCUUCCAUUUUUCCGUGUGCUUGUUUUCCUCAAUCUUAGCUUGAGAAUUGAUGAAAAGUAUUUAUUCUGUCUCCCAGACGGUGUUGUGUGUCUUGGUGAAAAAUCCACUCGAGUAUUAAAAAAAAAAAAAUUUAUCGACCUGCAAAUAAGAUGGAGAAGUGUGAUUGACUCCGAGGUGUGAUACGGUGAGAAUUGAAAAGAAAAAUAUUGUUUUGCAGAGAAUCAUAACUUCUC
Messenger RNA from Neocloeon triangulifer, 2007 nucleotides. RefSeq names its product Golgi resident protein GCP60. Gene Ontology annotation, cellular component: Golgi membrane. The transcript is spliced from 9 exons. Lineage: Eukaryota; Metazoa; Arthropoda; Insecta; Ephemeroptera; Baetidae. Gene Ontology annotation, molecular function: fatty-acyl-CoA binding. Bases 22 to 1416 code for a protein of 464 amino acids. The record is from RefSeq and is a predicted model, not a curated record.